Molecule: messenger RNA, 1068 nt
Organism: Caenorhabditis bovis
Lineage: Eukaryota; Metazoa; Nematoda; Chromadorea; Rhabditida; Rhabditidae
Source: the annotation of a GenBank genome assembly
AUGAUAUGCUGCUUCCAGAAAAAAGACGAACAAACUAAAAUUAUUGAGAAAGAGUUACACAGGGAGAGAAAGAUUUUAAGGCGGCAGAUCAAAUUGCUGCUACUGGGUUCCGGAGAAUCUGGAAAAUCGACAUUUGUCAAACAGAUGCAUAUAAUCCAUGGUGCUGGAGAGUUUACUGCCGAUGAAGUCCGAUCUUAUAGGCAGCAAAUCUACCAGAAUGCUAUAUCGGCUAUGCGAGUUUUAUUAGAUGCACGAAGCAAACUUGGAAUUGAAUGGGAAGAUCCAAGUAGAGCCGCAGGAGCCGAGAGUAUUAUGAAAUUCACUGUUGCUGACCUUCUCAAAGGAAUCGACUUUACAACAUUUGUCGAAGUCGCUCCAAUUAUAAAAGAUUUUUGGGACGACGCGGGAAUUCGAAAAACCUAUGAAAAACGCAAUUUAUUUCAAAUCAGCGAUUCGUGCCAAUAUUUUUUCGAUCAUAUUACGCGGAUAGCAAUGCCAGAUUUCUAUCCAACGAAUCGCGAUAUUUUGUUUUGUCGUAAAGCGACAAGAGGCAUUUCUGAGCAUACAUUCGAGAUUAACAAAAUCCCUUUCCGGUUCAUUGAUGUCGGGGGUCAAAGGUCGCAAAGACAAAAAUGGUUCCAGUGCUUUACUGACAUUACCAGUAUCCUGUUCAUGGUGGCGAGCAACGAAUAUGAUCAAGUAAUUCUGGAGGACAGAAGGACUAAUCGUGUUGUAGAGUCGCGAUCAGUUUUUGAAACAAUUGUGAACAACAAAGCUUUCAACAAUGUUUCAAUUAUCCUUUUCCUCAACAAGUGUGACCUAUUGGAAAAAAAGGUGCCAAAAUCCGAUAUUCGGCAAUAUUUCACAGAUUUCACCGGCGAUCAUCUAUCAGUUCGAGAUGUUCAAUUUUUCCUUGUCGACAAAUUCGAAGCAUCUCGGAAAGAUCGCGCGCGGCCAUUUUUCUAUCAUUUCACGACGGCUGUCGACACUGAAAAUAUUCGUCGUGUAUUCCAUGAUGUUCGCGAAAGCAUUUUGGAGCAGAACUUGAAAACCCUGAUGAUGCAUUAG